Molecule: messenger RNA, 866 nt
Organism: Funneliformis caledonium
Lineage: Eukaryota; Fungi; Glomeromycota; Glomeromycetes; Glomerales; Glomeraceae
Source: the annotation of a GenBank genome assembly
AUGAAUUUUCGAUCUCAUUUAUUGAUUGUGAUAUUCGAAUUGAACGCGACAAAAUCAAGCUGGGCCGAUGAAGUCGGCGAAGAAUUUGAUCUUCCAAUUGAAACUUUUACCGACGAAAAUGGUAUCAAAACGAUACUUGAAUACAAAACAAACGAUGACGGAAAAAAAGUGAAAGUUACUAGAAAGAUCAAGAAAACCUUGAUUAAAGAAUGUGUUAAUAAAGCCGUUGCCGAGAGAAAGAAAUGGGCCAAAUUUGGUGACGAGCGAGGAAAGAAAGUUGGUCCCGAUCUGAGUACAACCAGCAUUGGAGAACAAAUAUUCUUAAAAUUAUCGUCCACCGGCAAACAUUCGGAAUUAGCCGAAGAAAGCGAUAUAAAUAAGAGAAAGGCAGCUUUAGUAGGGAAGAAAAUCCUUUGCCGUAUAUGUAAAAGUGACCAUUUUACAAUUCAAUGUCCUUAUAAAGAUACCCUUCAACCUUUGGAUGAACUGGGCAAAGAACUAGAGGCCAAUAAGGAAACUGCUAGUGAGCCAAUAACGGCCGAAGCUUCCACAGGAGGAAAAUAUAUUCCUCCCAGUAUGCGUGCUGGAGCUAAGCCGGCAACUGGUGACUCAUAUAAAGAACGACGAGACGAUGCUACUAUUCGUGUCACAAACUUAUCGGAAGACACUACUGAGAAUGACAUUCAUGAUCUCUUCCGCCGUUUCGGUAAUAUUUCUCGAGUUUAUCUCGCCCGUGAUCGAGAAACGAAUGCUUGUAAAGGAUUUGCAUUUGUCAGCUUUGGACAUCGCGAGGAUGCCUCCAAAGCAUUACAAGCCAUUAAUGGUUACGGUUACGAUAACUUGAUUUUACGAGUGGAAUGGGCCAA